UCCCGGAUGAAGGCUGCGGCAGGUGCUGGCAGGUCACCGCAUCUGAGAGGGGAACAGGACCUCUCGGCCCCCUCACGCCGGGCUCUGGGGGGUCAUGGCGGUCAGCCCCCUGCCCCGCUCGGCCUCGGUGUCGCGGGGCGUGCGCCAGACCACGGGCGCACGCACGAACGCAAGGAGGACCGCACGCCGACGGCUCCGCCGCCCCGCCGCCCAGAAGGGGCGCGGAGAGCCGGGCGGGGGAGGGGAGCCGCCGAGGAGACGGGAAGCAACCGAAGGAGGCGACGGACCGGAAGCGGAAAUUGCCGCGCUCCCCGCCCUCCCAUGCCGCACCCCGCCCUGGCGGGAGUCGCUUCCGCAGCUAAGCCAACCUGGAAGGCAUCACUUCCGGCGCGCUGGCCCCCGUUGCUAGGCGCCUCUACGUCACUUCCGCCCGCUGUAGUUGCGGGGGAUCCGCGGGGUGCUCACGGGACGCCGAGGGUCAGCUCUAGCUCGCUUGGCGGCAACCGCGGAGCUCCUGGCGCACCCACGCCGCGCCCGCCCCGGCCCGCUCGGCCACCCUCCCUCCUGUCGGCGGGGUGGGAGAGUACUCGGGAACCUCACGUCCCCCCGGGCCAUGCCUGUGCCGACCCCGAGGAGCGCACCGCGCAAGCAGGGAAGGCCCCGAGGAUGCCGGCGCCGGCAGCAGGGGCGUCCCAGCCACGGGCCCGCAGUUUGCCAAGGGAGCCCCCACCCGAGCCCAGAACCGAGGAAGAGGGUCGAACAUACUGGACACACAGCCGCUCCAUAAAGUAA
Symphalangus syndactylus (siamang) is the source of this 792-nucleotide messenger RNA. Its product is annotated as basic salivary proline-rich protein 4-like. The record is from RefSeq and is a predicted model, not a curated record. NCBI's taxonomy places the organism in Eukaryota, Metazoa, Chordata, Mammalia, Primates, Hylobatidae.